ACAUGACCCAUGCAUCACUCACCAUUCAAAUUAAAGCCAUACAAAAAUCAUCAAGCCUCUACGUACUCUCCCCUAUAAUCUCUCCCCACCGCCCAAAUUAAUUAAGUUAAUUAAUCUUUCCCCAGUUUAGUCAUUUACCGCCACCAUCCCGAUGGCGCCCACGGUCUCGACCCUGAUGGCACUGGCGGAGGAGCCGACCCUGUGGCCAAGCUUCGUGCGGGAUGAGGAUGAGCGACCCACUGUUGCCUACAACGAGUUCAGCAAUGAGAUCCCGGUCAUCUCCCUUAAGGGGAUUGAUGACGAGGAUGGGCCUGCUAGGGCUGAGAUCUGCCGGAAGAUCGUGGAGGCGUGCGAGGACUGGGGGAUAUUCCAGGUGGUUGACCAUGGGGUGGACGCGAAGCUCGUGCAGGACAUGACGAGGCUUGCAAGGGAGUUCUUUGCUCUCCCUGCCGAGGAGAAGCUCCGGUUCGAUAUGUCUGGCGGGAAGAAGGGCGGGUUCAUUGUCUCCAGCCACCUCCAGGGAGAGGCGGUCCAAGACUGGCGCGAGAUCGUGACAUACUUCUCUUAUCCCAUCCGUGCUCGAGACUACUCUAGGUGGCCCGACAAGCCCGAGGGCUGGAAAUCCGUGACCAUGGAGUAUAGCGAGAAGCUGAUGGGCCUAGCUUGUAAGCUGCUGGAGGUCCUUUCGGAGGCCAUGGGGCUCGAGAAGGAGGCGCUGACCAAGGCCUGCGUGGACAUGGACCAGAAGGUGGUCGUGAACUACUAUCCAAAGUGCCCACAACCUGACCUGACCCUCGGGCUCAAGCGCCACACUGACCCUGGGACGAUCACCCUCCUACUCCAGGACCAAGUGGGUGGGCUCCAGGCCACCCGGGAUGGUGGGAAGACGUGGAUCACGGUCCAGCCUGUUGAGGGGGCCUUCGUGGUGAAUCUCGGUGAUCAUGGCCAUUAUCUGAGCAACGGGAGGUUUAAGAAUGCCGAUCACCAGGCGGUUGUGAACUCAAACUGCAGCAGGCUAUCCAUCGCCACGUUCCAGAACCCAGCGCCAGAGGCCAUAGUCUACCCCCUCAAGGUCAGGGAGGGAGAGAAGCCGAUCCUCGAGGAGCCGAUCACUUUUGCAGAGAUGUACAGGAGGAAGAUGAGUAAGGACCUCGAGCUAGCGAGGCUAAAGAAGCUGGCCAAGGAGCAGGAGCUUAAGGACUUGGAGAAGGCCAAGCUUGAUGCCAAGCCUCUGGAACAGAUCUUAGCUUAGGUUUUAAUGCAAUAAGUAAAUCUUUACUCCAUGCAAUAUCUGAAUUUCCUCUGGGGAGGUUUCUGUUUGAUUUAAUUUGGAUUGGGGGCUUCUGUUCUGGCUUUGUGAUGGUGAACUCUUUCGGUGGUUUGCCCUAAGUUCCAUUAAACCCGUGAAUUAAUGAUAUAUAAGAAAUAAAUCGUUCAUGCCUUCUGAAUA
Punica granatum (pomegranate) is the source of this 1450-nucleotide messenger RNA. The record is from RefSeq and is a predicted model, not a curated record. Lineage: Eukaryota; Viridiplantae; Streptophyta; Magnoliopsida; Myrtales; Lythraceae.